This is a messenger RNA of Fonsecaea multimorphosa CBS 102226, 1920 nucleotides long. RefSeq lists its product as uncharacterized. Lineage: Eukaryota; Fungi; Ascomycota; Eurotiomycetes; Chaetothyriales; Herpotrichiellaceae. The record is from RefSeq and is a predicted model, not a curated record. Gene Ontology annotation, molecular function: A2-type glycerophospholipase activity. Gene Ontology annotation, cellular component: cytosol. Gene Ontology annotation, biological process: glycerophospholipid catabolic process. The transcript has 4 exons. Bases 1 to 1920 code for a protein of 639 amino acids.
AUGUUCAUUCAUCCUGUGUUAUUUCUGUUGGCUUUGUUCGCGACGGUGGCGGUUACCCAGAGUGCUUCCUCCCCUUAUGCUCCCACCCUCGUGCAAUGCCCAAAGGAUGUUCGAAUACGGCCAGCUCACAACGGUCUCAGCCCACAGGAGAAGCAAUGGAGAGAAAAACGUCUGGGCCAUGUGGUCAAGGCCUUGUCUUCCUAUCUAAAUACUGCGAAUAUCCCCAACUACAAGCCGGGAGGAUACCUUAGCAAGAUGAACGUCUCGACAGCGCCGGUGGUCGGUAUGGCGAUUUCCGGCGGAGGCAGCCAGUCCGGCAUGGGAGGACUGGGUCUUUGGCAGGCCUUCGACGACCGCUAUCCUCCCGCCGUAAAGGCAGGUACUGGUGGCCUUGUGCAAUGUCUUUCGUAUCUGACCGGAUUGAGUGGUGGAGGCUUGACCACCGUGCUGCCCCUGGCUAGCCACAAUUUCAGCAGCCUUGAGAACGUUCGGGACAACGCCAACCUCACGGCCGACUACUUGGUCGGGCCAGGAGGGAACCAGACCGCGCACUUCGAGGCCGCUUUCAAGAAUGCAUAUGUCAAGUACCUUGCAGGCUUCUCGGUCUCUGCCACGGAUAUUUUCGGGCAAUUCUAUCGGCAAUAUCUGCCAGCAUCAUGGGGCUACAAGGGCCUCUCUGACGUUGCCAACCCCAACACCAGCUUCUCCCAGGGACUUGCGCCGAUGCCGAUAGUGCUCCUGUCCGAAGUGGUCCCGGGCUCCUCUCCCGAAGUGGGCGGGAUCAUGUAUCCGGGUGUCAACUCGAGUAACUUGACCAUGUACGAGCAGACGCCGUUCGAAUUCGGCAGCUGGGUCGGGGGCCGCGUGCAAGGUUUCAUGCCCACCAAGUUCCUGGGGACGGCCAUGAACAAUGGAACGCCGGCUAGUUCGAACCAUUGCGUCAACGGCUUCGACAAGGUCACGUUCGCCCAGGGCAGCACGGGCAACGCAUGGAACUUUUGGUUCAUUGACGCCUUCUACAACAUCCCCCUCUUUUACAAGCGGGACAGAGUGUCGUCUCCACCGCAGAAGCGAUCCACACUCGCGGGCGCACCCUCUGUUCCCAUCCCUCAAAGCCAAAGCGACAAUCCACAGGUCAUCCUCGUGAACGAGACAGCCACGGUGUUCAACCAGACAUUCAACGAAUCCAUGUGGGGCAUAUACCCCAAUCCCUUCAACAACUACAACAAGAAAAUGCAAGGAGAGGCUGAACUCCUGAUUGUCGACGGCAGCGAAACAGGCGAGACGAUCCCUCUGAGAUCGCUGGUGGUGCCGCAAAGAAGCGUGGAUUUCAUCCUCGCCUUCGACUCCAGCGGCGAGGAACCGGGCAACAACUGGGUCAACGGGACGACCUUCGGCAUGAGUGCAGCCGCAUCAAAGCUCAAUGGCAUUCCGUUCCCAGAGGUCCCUGACCCGGCAACCUUUGUGAACCUGGGCCUCAAUCGGUAUCCCACAUUCUUCGGCUGCAACGCCUCGGCAUCCACGCCACUGAUCCUGUACAUCCCUAAUGCCCCGUGGUCCGCAUACUCGAACUACUCGUACACGGUCUCGUCCUUCACCGACAACCAACUGGACCUGGUCUUCAACAACUCGCUAAACACGGUGACCUUCGGUCUGGGCAAACUGGAUGGCGUGCGCUCCGCGGGGAAGAACAACACAACGCCACCGCCGCCAUUCCCGGCCUGCAUCGCCUGCGGCCUCAUCUACAAGUCCCUGCUUCGCGUUGGCGAGAUGAUACCACCGGCGUGCCAGGCUUGCUUCACCGCGCACUGCUGGAAUGGCACGACGGCAGACACCCCCGCCACGCCGGUGUAUGAUCCCGGCUUGUUGCUGGAGCCGGGCGUUGGGUAUGAGGAGUGGAACGCGACUGUUUGGACAUGA